Molecule: messenger RNA, 2484 nt
Organism: Cloeon dipterum
Lineage: Eukaryota; Metazoa; Arthropoda; Insecta; Ephemeroptera; Baetidae
Exons: 18
Coding region: 193-1920 (575 amino acids)
Molecular function (GO): odorant binding
Source: RefSeq, a predicted model, not a curated record
AUAUUAAUUAAACAUUCUAGUUGACUGAUUUUCUAAUUUCUGAUACUUUAGCAAUCAUUAUUUGGUGUUGACGGAAGUCUUAUCGAUUAUGAAGAGUACGGUGGAUGGGAAGAGGCAUGCGGAUCACUAUACUUCUUCGGAAAUGAAUUAGUGAACUUCAAACAAAAUUUCGACUUUUGCUGCAGCAUUGGCAUGUUGCCUUUGAUGGUAGAAAACAACUGGAAGCGUUCUUGUCUCAGCAAAUUUAUUGACGGCCCGAAUUGGAAGUACAACGUUCGCUUCUGGUCGACUGGAAAACGAAUGGACCCAACCACAUUCGCGUGGUACGACAAGCGAGCCACGUUCAAAACUAACUACUGGCGGUACGCGCAACCAAGCAACACAAACGGGACAGAGGACUGCGUCAUGAUCAACAUUCUGAUGUUUAACAAAACAAUUGUGCAACUAGACGAUCGGAAUUGCGAGCGCUUGACGCCCAACUCGUGUGUUGGCCCAACAACGCCAAAGCCAAAGUGUAGCUUUCCAGAAUGUCCUUUCAUGAAUUGCACAAUCCAUCCUCCUUUCCACACUAUUCUACCCGAUAGAGGAACUUCUUACCUGACUACACCAAAUGAUCAUGGAGUGUGGGUGGAUAUUGAUUACCGGACUUUCAUGCUAAGCAAAGACACGGACAUUAGAACGUUUGACGAAGCACUGGCCGCAUGCUGUGCGCUGGAUUUGACACUGCUGAGUCUGCACCAAGGCUACAAAUUCAACUUUCUCGCCAGGGCUUUCAAAAACCUUUCUGUUGCAACUGGGAAAUUUUGGACGGCCGGUUCGGACGCCGGCUGUGAAGGCACCUACGGCUUCUGCUCGACGAACCGAACCAUCAACUGGAACGAAAGUUUUUGGAUGCCAAAUCAGCCUGACGAUACUGGUCCGAGCAACCAAGACUGCCUAGCGGUCAAUGCUUUCAACAAACAAGCUCUGCUCAGUGACGAACCUUGCACUACAAAGCUCAGAUACAUUUGCGAGGGCAGAACUUCAAACAAGGUGAAGGCUCACGAGUUAGAAUGCGUUGCUGCUUAUAAUAUUACACCAACUGAACUGGCUACGGUUUGGACAAGCACCAAUCCCAGCCCCCGAAUGAAGUGCUUCAUGAAAUGCUACAGUGAAAAUACCAACUUGUUUGCUAAUGGCAGGAUGAAUGAGCCAAGAAUUUAUUCCAACAUUUGGGCAACUUCUCAAGAUAGCGAGGCGACUUUGACGCAAAAUUACGGAACAGCAAGUGUUUGCAAAGCGCAAAGCAGAACCGUGAGAGACAUGUGUGAAAGAGCAUCAGGACUGCUUGGAUGCGGAUUGGUAAAGGCGCCGACUGCAACUAUGAAACUUGUGGCUGCAAUCGAACCAACCAUCACUGAGAAGAAAUCGUGGCUGCCACCAACAACCACUUCACUCUGUCCAAACAAACACCGAUGUGUCAUAAAUCCUGAUUGGCAAAAUGCUAUUUUUGCUGCUGCUAGUGGUUCCACGAUUACGAUGGACGGAAUCACUGGAACAGUUACGGUUGCAUGCGGAAAAAGAUUUUUCACUGGACUCUGGUUCGUGCCGGGAUCUGUCUCGGAGCUGAUGUCUGCAUGUUGCGCGCUUGGCAUGCGUUUGCUGACAAUUGACUCAAAAGCCAAAGUUGACUGCAUGUUUAAAAGCAAAUUACAGGGAACUGCUUUACCAAGCUAUUAUUACUCUACGGCGGCUGUUAGGCUGCCAGGACUUUCCACCAAAAACUGCUUCUCUGACGUUCCAUUCGGUUACGCAAGUUGGAUGACUUUUGACGCUUCACUCGCUACCACCAGCCAGUCAUGUGCAGUAGUGAAUUUUGCAUCUAAACUUGGCAAGUAUGCGACGAACGCCAGAAAACUAUUAGCAUGUGAAUCAAUUUGAUUUCUAUAAUCAAAGGAGAUCUUUCCAAGCAGACGAUUAAGGCAUUUUGCAUUGUCGACUAUAAAUUAUUCAUUGAGAACAUAUUUAUUGUGUGAAAUUUAAUAACUACGAUGGGUAAUCAGGGUCAAGAAACGGUUAAAAUUAAAAAUUUGCCGGAAAAUUCAAGAAAUUUAACACUUUUGUUUGCUUGAUUCGUGAUCUAUACAAUGGGGUGUGAGAAUAUUAAGGUGAAAUUCCCUUCUGGGAAAAUGUAUCAUGAUUUCCAAUAAGGAGACGGUGUUCACCGCUUGAUUAGUACGUGACCUUUGAGCUGAUUUUCUUUAAAAUAUAAACGGAAAACUGGAAAAUUUUAAGCGUUACUGAUUAAAUUUAAUUGGGAUUUUUUAAUUAAGAUCAAAACAAUAUUUUAAAAAUUUAUGUUACGCUUUACUUAAAUUAGAGCAGUGCAACAACCAACCAAUUUCUCUCAACAUGAUUUUCCGAUCAUUUUACUGUGUGUGCUACUAUAAUUUUGGCUUGUAUCUGUAAAUUUUUUAGUUUCCUUGGUGUUUUGGUGCAAAUAAA